Penicillium samsonianum is the source of this 4200-nucleotide messenger RNA. Its product is annotated as ankyrin repeat domain-containing protein. The record is from RefSeq and is a predicted model, not a curated record. Gene Ontology annotation, biological process: protein localization to ciliary inversin compartment. The transcript has a single exon. Gene Ontology annotation, cellular component: ciliary inversin compartment. The coding region runs from base 1 to 4200 and encodes 1399 amino acids. Gene Ontology annotation, molecular function: protein binding. NCBI's taxonomy places the organism in Eukaryota, Fungi, Ascomycota, Eurotiomycetes, Eurotiales, Aspergillaceae.
AUGCUCACAUAUACUUUAUUCACGAUCUUGAUCGCCCUGCCAGUGGUCCAUGCAGGUGGCUGGGAUGACUUUUCGAACAAUCUCGCGACCGACCUCGCGCCAUUUCUAUCCCUCUUUGGUGAACAGAUCACGAAGCAGUACCUAAGUGAGAGCGUCAAUGCAAUCGAUUACUUCAUUUUUGCCAUGGCCCCGAUAGGCAUCUUGACAGGGGUCGUCUCUGCAAUUCGAGUGUGCGGAACCCCGUCACUACGCGCCUUCAUCGGCAGAGCUCAAGAAGGAGCGGGCAACGCGGAGGCGGAGCUAUGCACCUCGACAAGCCGGGAUGUAUGUGAGCUCUAUAACAGUGGUGGCAUCGCGCGCGUCUUUGGUCGUCCAAAAAUUCUCGAGAUUGUCCACGACCCGGAUCAUGAUUUUAGCGAUCCGAAAGACGACACAGCCGGUAUAUACACAUUUCAGCAAUACCUUGAACGAGAUAAAGGCCAGGCCCUAUGGCGAAAAGAAACACCUAAGAACCGCGUCACACUAUGGAAAAGUAAAGUCACGUCGCUAUGGAGAACGAAAACAGCAGUGGAGAAGAAGUCUGACACUGAGUCAGCCCCUAAAUCGCCCGAUGUAUCGCAUGCACCCUUUACGACAUUUGCUCCGAAUCUCUCCCUCAAUAUUGGAAUCAAAGAAAAAUCGAAGCAUGUCUUCUACGUAAUCGCUCUUCUUGGCCUGGUUCUGCAAGUUGGCGUUUUGGUUUUUGCCGGCUUUACGACGUAUUACCUGAAAUGGGGCAACAAUAACAAGCCCCCAGAGUCUUAUGCAUGCCCACUUGUUAUCAUCGGGACUGUCCUAGUCUGUGGCGGAAUGUUUCAUUGCGCAUUUCUAAUUGGCCAGAGCACUGAGGAGGAUGUCUGGCGCCGGCGAGAAAAUGUCACCGAUAAAUCAUCUAUGUAUUGGAUACAGCCCGGUGGUCAAAUCAUCGGCGAUCAAACCUUUGAUGCCUUCUCACACACGGACUAUGACAAGAAGCUUAAGAAAUACAUAACUUCUAAGAGAAAGAACGUGUCACAGGAAUCGAAGCUUGGAGUUUGGGCAGCUAUUGGGACCACGAUCUCUGGCUUUGUCUUACAAUUUACUGGCCUUAGAGGUAUAUAUUCAGCGGUCUCCGUCGCUCAGUUAGGAGUUACUAUGGUUAUGAGUAUAGCUCGAGCUAUGCUCCGUAUGCAGCGACUGAGGCCUAAGGAUAAUUGCUUCGCCACAUUUCCGGACGAGGUCGUUGGCCACGAACUCGACUGGCUCGCCUUACGCAUUGGCCGUGAUAUUUUUGGAAAAGACAUCAAAAACCCAUCAUCAACUCUAGUAAGCCCCGGUGAUCAAGAUCGGCGCUUCUGGAGACUCUGUGGUGCAUCUGGGACGAACAAAAUGAGUAUCGAGCACCCGUCUCCUGAUUAUUGGAAUGCUGCUGCUAUAUUGUUGGCAUAUCGAACCCGACUUGCGUCGCUCACGGAUUUAUCUACGUCGUCUGCCGCCCCCGCUAGGGAAUUCAGGAGUGAAAUGGUGGAGGUCCGAAGCGAGAGUCGACAGAUAGCUGCGCUGAUUGAGGCUACUAUUAAAACAAUUCUUUCGAAGGCCAAGAUUAAGAAAAAGUGGGAGACAGCCUCAUCUAUGUUCUGGGGCAUCGAUUGCGCUCUUGGCAAACAAGCCAACCAACCCUCGAUACCCCAGGAGCACACAAUUUACCUGGAAUUCACCCAAGAUUCCGCAGCUCUAGGAAGCCCCUGGGUACUUAAAAAUAAACGAGAGCUAGAAGGCAUCCUCGGUCUAUGGGUCUGGUCGUUGAAGUCUGAUCCGAGGAUAGAGACUAAGGACCAAUGGACUGGUUUCAUAAGGUCCACGGCGAGUGAUAUUGGGGCACGACGCAUCAUUCCAACCGACCAGGUCAUGAAACCGGACUUAGAGAUAUGGCUUGGCGACGAUAUGAAAACCAUCACGAAAUCCGCUCUACACUCUGCGUCCACUGAACUACGCGACGCGAGUGCGGUAUGGACAAUGUCGACAAAUCCGGAGGUAACGGAUGUGUAUCCUAUCGGCGAGCUUGCACCAGAUGUACAGCUUACUCAACCACCUCCUCUUCGUUUCUUUGGUUGGAAAACUGCAAAUCUGUCGCAGAGCCAAGACUUCGACCUUUGGUCCGCCCCGAUGAUAGGUUCGCUUGUGAUAUCCUGUGCCCAGGAGAUUUUUGCAUCAUUUCUCACAAGCAUUCUUGACAUUGUGGACAAUUUUGGAGAUAUUCAUAUUAAGGAUGCUGAAUCGAUUAGACUUGAGAACGGCCUAGUGUCUGAGAUUGUUACACUUUUUACGGAGAUGCGAUUGGGCUCAAAACUGGAAGCUCUACUUUGUGUGAUGCCAUUAGUGUUGCCUCAACUCGAGAUGCCCUCUGCAGCGAGUGCCUUAGCAGCAGCAAGGAAAAACGCAAAUCAGCACCGAGAACGUAAGGAUUGGAAGAAGGCAGAAAGGGUGCUACAAUGGGCAUGGAAUAUCUGCAGGCAACCCCAGCAUUCUUAUACACACGUGAUUGAUAAAGACGAAGAUCACGGACCGGGAUCGGAAGGGACACUCGCCAAGCAAGCGACAAUUGCUCUAUGCGAGCUAUACCGGUGGGCCUUAAUAGAAGAGUCCUCGAGGGCAUUUGGCAAGGACGGAAUCUCUAGGCUCGAUAAGCAGAAGUGUGACCAAUCGGUGUCCGCGCGCGAAGUUAUUAAUCGCUACUUCAAUAUUGCGAAUACGAUAGCACAACAUCAGGCCAGCGACGCCGACCUCGCUAAUAUAGAAACGGACUGUUUGGAAACUGCACUACUGUUUGUCACCCAUCCAGCAUUCGAGACAGAAAGAGAACAAAAAGGAAAAGCCCUUUGUUUAGCGGCGAAACAUGGAUGGGUGGAGGUGGCACUUGCGUUGCUUGAAUUAGGUCGCGAACCGGAUUUUCGAGACACAAAUGGCAGAACACCCCUGUCACACGCGGCAGAAAGUGGAAGUAUCACCAUUGUGGAAGACUUGAUGAAAUGUGGAAGUUUCCCAAACUCGGAGGAUCAUCAUCAAAGGACACCAUUGUCAUACGCCUCAGGAGCAGGUUGUCAUGAAGUAGUUGAGCUGUUGCUAAGAGAUGUUCGUGUCCCUCCAGACCAAAGAGAUGCUCAGCAACGAACGCCGUUAUCAUGGGCGGCAGAGAACGGUUACGAUACCGUUGUUAAACGACUUCUCGAGACCGGUAAAGUCGAGCCAGAUAUGACGAAAGGGAAAGGUGACCGGACAGCGCUAUCAUAUGCGGCAGAGAACGGCCAUGACACCGUUGUCAAAUGGCUUCUCGAGAAUGGCAAAGUCGAGCCAGAUAUGAAGAGCGGGUAUGGACGGACAGCGCUAUCAUAUGCGGCACAGAACGGCCAUGACACCGUUAUCAAACGGCUUCUCGAGAAUGGCAAAGUCAAGCCAGAUAUGAAGAACGAGCUUGGACGGACAGCGCUAUCAUAUGCGGUAGAGAACGGCCAUGACACCGUUGCCAAACGGCUUCUCGAGACCGGUAAAGUCGAGCCAGACAUGAAAGGGAAAGGUGUCCGGACAGCGCUAUCAUAUGCGGCAGAGAACGGCCAUGACACCGUUGUCAAAUGGCUUCUCGAGACCGGCAAAGUCGAGCCAGAUAUGAAGAGCGGGUAUGGACGGACAGCGCUAUCAUAUGCGGCAGAGAACGGGCAUGACACCGUUGUUAAAUGGCUUCUCGAGAUCGGCAAAGUCGAGCCGGACAUAAAGAGCAGGUAUGGAGGGACAGCGCUAUCAUAUGCGGCAGAGAACGGUCAUGACACCGUUGUCAAACGGCUUCUCGAGACUGGCAAAGUCGAGCCAGAUAUGAAGAACGAGCUUGGACGGACAGCGCUAUCAUAUGCGGCAGAGAACGGCCAUGACACCGUUGUCAAACGGCUUAUCGAGACUGGCAAAGUCGAGCCAGAUAUGAAGAACGAGCUUGGACGGACAGCGCUAUCAUAUGCGGCACAGAACGGCCAUGACACCGUUGUCAAACGACUUCUCAAGACUGGUCAGGUCAACAUAGACGUGAUGGAUUCUAAUGGAAAGACGGCGCUGUGGUACGCAAUGGCUUAUCGCAACACCAGCAUCGUCGAGCUGAUCAAGGAGUCAAAGAAGAAGAAAGGUUUGGAUUGCUAG